CGUGGCGAAACGUGGAUCCGCCAAGUCGAACUCGUGGAAAAUCUGAUGCAAACCCUCGAUGUUCAACAACAAAACCAAACAUUGUAACUCCACGUAACAGUUACCUGCGAGAACUGACAAACUAGUUUGCCCCGGAUAGUAAUGCACACAUUAUAGACGACGUUUCUGUCCGACAAAGUGAUUUCCUGUGAACGUUUCAAAUAUUGCCUGUAGUCUCCCUGUGAGAUUCAAAACACAAACGGCGCCACUGCAUGGUCAUCUUGAUUGACAUCAGUCUAUUUACGCUCCCCCAUCAGUGACAUUCAAUACAGCUUCCCCCAUCAGUGACAUAACUCCACAUAUCCUACCCAAUGACGAUGCUGCUGCAAAGCAUCAAGGUAGUCAACCUGAUGGUGCUGAUGCUGUUCCUGGGAUGUGCCUUCUACAGCCUGUGUGUGCACAGCGAGACCCCCCCAGGCAGAGAGGGGGCACUUACAGUCGUGGAGACGGAAGAGGAGGACAAUGAUGGAAUAAUAUCCAUAGAUGAAAACGGAGAGGACGAAGGAGAAAAGACGGAAAAGGAAUAUGAUGUCUUCUAUCCAACAAAAGAAUGGCAAACCGUUAAAAAAGGUCAGGCCAUACCAAAGGGGCUCCAUGUCAGGAUGAACUUUCAGACCGGUUUGACGGAAGCCAAACUUAACGAGGAUGACAGUGGAAAUAAAUUCUGGCAGGCCGGAUCUCAUCAAGGCAUUGUGAACACCGACAAGAAGUCGUUUACCCGAGACGAGUUGAAGCGUGCACUGAAGGACUUCAAAUCUCACGCCGACACCAGCGGCCAGGAUCCCAAGUCAGCAGCCGAGGCUAAGAAGAAGUUCAAGUCAUACGAUGAUUUAAAGAAGGACUUUGAGGAGAUGAACAUCGCCAUGAAAACUGACAGUGAGAUAAUCAGCGAUCUGUUGGAACGCUUCAAGAAAGUCGGUUCAGACAAUGAUGCCAAGCAGAAUGUUCUGACAGAACUUGAGUAUCAUCUACAUAAGAUUGACAACGCCCAGCUGUUCAGCGCCAUGGGCGGCAUGUCGCUCCUUGUUUCCAGUCUCAAUGACACCAGUGACAGGAUCCAGGCGGAGGCAGCCCUCGUCCUCGGCUCGGCACUACAGAGCAACCCCAAGGUUCAAAUAUCUGCUAUGGAACAUGGCGCUAUGCAUCAACUGAUCAAGAUGUUGUCCAUUACGUCGUCCACCACCCUGCAGAAGAAGACGCUGUUUGCGCUGUCCUCCCUUGCCAGACACUUCCCAUAUGCCCAGAAGAAGUUCCUGGAGCUAGGGGGACUUGCUGCACUAAAGAAGUUCUUCGAAGAUUCCAGCAUGAAUGCUCAGAAGCUUCAGAUAAAGGCUCUGACAUUUCUCAAUGACCUGCUGGUAGAGAAGGAGUUGAGUGAGAAGUAUACACAAGAUGAGAACAGUGUUGACGUUGAGAGACUGAAGCAAUAUAGACAGUUCAACCUCAAGUCCUCCAUGAGGGAGAGUGGGUGGUGUGAGCUGGUACCCCAGCUACUGACUGCCCCCGACCAUGAUGCCAGAGAGAAGGUGCUCCACGCCAUGAUCACCCUCGUGUCCGAGUGUCGGCAGACCUUCACCUCUGCCGUCACCGACCUGGAACAGCUGAAGAGCGAGUAUAAGGCUCUGGCCCGGGAUGAGAAGGACGACGGUGAUGAUUAUUUUACUGGACUGGUUCAGCUGGUGACCACCAUGUUGUCUACUGUUAAAGUCAGGGAUGAACUUUGAAUGUCUCCGGUUCUUUGAGAUCGGACAUGGGGAGGAUAUUGAAGACGGAGAUGAUUACAUUUUACCACUAUAUUGUCAACUAUUCAAGUCUUGGAUGAACUUUGAACAUCUCUGGUUCUUGGAGAUUUACCAUAGGGAAAAGGUUUUGCACAAUGGUUUUCUACAAUUUUGGCUAAACAGCAAGUUUAAAGAUCAAGAAAAGUAAUCUGACAUGUCUUUGUUUUUUAAUAUUCUUCCCACCAGGAUCAGAAAUUUUCUCAAACUACUUUGUAAACCAGUGAAUUAAGAUGGUGUGCCUGACUGUGAAGUAUGAAUGAGUGCACAGUUUGAUGCAUGGAUCAAUCAGAUUGUAUCUGAAUUGUUUGUGGUGUAAUGUUUGAGUUUGUGGUGUAAUGUUUGAGUAACACCUUCAUAACACAAUGCAUAUUUCUCUGCCUGUGUAUUGGAGUUAAAUAGUCAUAGAGCUACAGUAGCUUUGUGAGUGUAACCCUGGGCAAACAAAGGGUUCCAAACACAGGGAUUUAUCUAGGAUUCCAAACUAACUUCCCCUAGCAGAAAAAUUGGGGAAAAUCAUUAGUUUGAGGUAUUUAAAAGGCAUUUAGAAGUGAUACACAUAAGGAAGAGAAUAUAUGGAUGUCAACUUCUUUAUUAUGACGAACACAAGAAGAAGUUGACAUCCAUAUAUUCUCUUCCUUAAUCAUUAAUUUGUUCUAAAUUGGGAUUUUUUUAAAAGAUUAUAUUUUCCUAAAGUUAGAGGAAUUUUGACAUUAAAAUUUAACAUUGCACUCAAGGCAAUAAUCAUCAAAAUAAAUUUUCAAACCUCUUCCUGUUUUGUGGUCCUGAUCAGUGAAAUAGAAGACACAAAGCCAUAACAGCAUUAAUUGGAAUUGUUUAAUUCCAGUUUGGAAUAUUUUACUAACAUUUGCUCCAGACUCUGGACCGAAUAUCAGCCUCCAAGCAGAUCUCAAUUUGCUUGCAGAUGGCAUAAUAACCUAGCAAUUAUUUUGGUAUUAUUCUUUUUAGGAAAGUGUGAACUGUUUUAUGUGUAAAAAUGAACAGCAUAUUAUUUGAUCAGCCAUCAGAGACAAAGAACACCAGAAUCAACAAGAAAUAUGUGUGAUUGUGUUCCAGAGUUCUGGUCUUAUGUUUGGGCAUGCAUGGGUGGGAUAAGUUUUGUCCAUGCUGCCAAGGUUCGAUUUGAAUUUUUUUGUUUUGAUGAGAAUAUGUUUGGGGUCUGAACAAUUCCUUAAUUUUUCUUUCAAUAAAUGUACAUGUACUUGCAAACCUGGAAUGACCAUUAGUCAACCAUGAAACAACUAGAUAGGCAGACUGUAAUCCCAGGGUUUUUGUGAAACGAAACAUUGCAUUGUAUAUGCAAAUAUUGGUAGAUUAAAAAUAGGCUUAAAAAUAUCCCCUGCGAAACUCAUUGAGUGCAAAUAUGUAUGUUCUGUAUGUUGCACAUGUUUUCAUUAUUUGACUUGUAGAAUCGGUCUUCAGCAACCCAUGCUUGCAAUAAAAGGCUACUAUGCUUGUUUGUAAGAGGCCACUAACGGGAUCGGAUGGUCAGGCUUGCUGACUUGGUUGA
Haliotis rufescens (red abalone) is the source of this 3348-nucleotide messenger RNA. RefSeq names its product nucleotide exchange factor SIL1-like. The coding region runs from base 351 to 1763 and encodes 470 amino acids. The record is from RefSeq and is a predicted model, not a curated record. Lineage: Eukaryota; Metazoa; Mollusca; Gastropoda; Lepetellida; Haliotidae. The transcript is spliced from 10 exons.